Chenopodium quinoa (quinoa) is the source of this 672-nucleotide messenger RNA. RefSeq lists its product as uncharacterized. The transcript is spliced from 2 exons. The record is from RefSeq and is a predicted model, not a curated record. Bases 1 to 672 code for a protein of 223 amino acids. Lineage: Eukaryota; Viridiplantae; Streptophyta; Magnoliopsida; Caryophyllales; Amaranthaceae.
AUGGUCGAAUCUUCCAAGCCCCAUCCUGCGUCUUUGGUCACAAACAUCAAGACUUGCAUCCCUAUUGUUCUUGAUUACGAUGGUACACAAUACAACAACUGGUUUACCCUAUUUCAAAUUCAUCGCCGCGCUAAUUUGGUCAUCGAUCAUGUUAAGCCUAAACCUAAACCUGUUGUUGAGCCGGCUGCUAAGGAGGACAAACCUAUUGACAUGGCUCUCUGGCAACCACUUGACGAUAUUUUUGCUAGGGCUUUGCAACUGGAUGCCCAAUUCACAAACACCAAGCUUGAACAAUUUGAUGGUAUCAAGCCCUAUUGUACCCAUCUCAAAACUCUUGCUGAUAUUUUAAAGAAUGUAGGAGAUAAAGUCUCCGAUAAUCGAGUGGCUCUCCAACUUUUGAAAGGUCUCUCGGAGGAGUACAAACCCUUUCGUACUUCCGUUCGUCAUCUCAACCCUCUACCUUCCUUUGAUGCCCCACGAUCUAUGCUCCAAUUGGAGGAGCAAGAGAACGUUGUUGAUCUUUCACUCGAGUCACGUGAGGAGGCUCACAUCACUAACACCUCCUCUACAGUCUCUCAAACCACCGCAGGAAGCUCACAAAAUCCUGCAAAUACGCGUGGGGGUAACUCACGCACUGCCACCGUAAAGCAGCAGCGCCACCCGCAGCAGUAG